AUGAUCCGGCGCACACUGUCUUCCCAGGUCUCUAAGGCUCAGACACUGGGGCAUCCUCUCUCUCGACCACUGCGCAGAGACCCCUACUCAAGCACGAAAUCAUACUCGGAGACAAGAACGAGAAUGUACCCGCCGGUGAGACCUACCACGGGAUCCCGCUCGACAGCGAACAAGUCGUCCGUAAGUCGGGAGGUAGCGUGUACAACGGCAUACCCCACGUGCCGAUCUGGGGCGGCAAAGCUUCUCCUGCGCACGACAACCGACCUCGAUUUGCCAGUAGAACUGGUAUCAAAUCGAUGGUUAUGUCUGGGAUCCGGUUGUUUAUAA
This is a messenger RNA of Colletotrichum tamarilloi, 327 nucleotides long. RefSeq lists its product as uncharacterized. The record is from RefSeq and is a predicted model, not a curated record. NCBI's taxonomy places the organism in Eukaryota, Fungi, Ascomycota, Sordariomycetes, Glomerellales, Glomerellaceae. The transcript has a single exon. The coding region runs from base 1 to 327 and encodes 108 amino acids.